Molecule: messenger RNA, 453 nt
Organism: Penicillium verrucosum
Lineage: Eukaryota; Fungi; Ascomycota; Eurotiomycetes; Eurotiales; Aspergillaceae
Exons: 1
Coding region: 1-453 (150 amino acids)
Source: RefSeq, a predicted model, not a curated record
AUGGCGUCUCUGUGGUAUUGCUGCGGUUGUCACUUCGGCCCUCACAACUCGUCUCUCUACGACGCCUGCAUUCAGUGUGGAAGAGUUCGUUGCGCUCGCUGCGUUGACGAGAAGAUCUCCGAUAGUAUGAGCAUUCACUCGCACUCCCACUCCCACGACAGCAACCCGAUCUCCGCCUACCCAACUGCCGUCUCAUUGCACUCGCCUCGCACCCCAACCUUGAAGACCACAGCUAUGUCCAUAGUUGUACCAGAGCUUCCCGGUCUACAGCCUUUACGACGUGCCGACUGCACAGGCAUCUCGUCAACCUCACUACCUGGAACGAGGCAGAACAGCCCGACCUACAUGUAUAUCUGCUGCGCUUGCGGAGACGGGCCUAAGAUCUACAACAUUCAACCUCGGUGCGUGUCAUGCAACCACAUAGCUUGCAACAAUUGUGAAGAGGUCAAGUGA